CGCCGCCGCCCGGGUGCGGCCCGCCCCCCGCCGCCGCUGAGCCUGGCCCGCGGUCGCGGCCUCCCCCGGCGGCGCCGCCCGCCCCGGGCUGCCGCAGCGAGAUGGAGACGGCUGAGAAGGAGUGCGGAGCCCUCGGCGGCCUCUUCCAAGCCAUCAUCAAUGACAUGAAGAGCUCCUACCCCAUCUGGGAGGACUUCAAUUCGAAGGCCACCAAGCUGCACUCCCAGCUCAGGACCACAGUGCUGGCCGCAGUUGCCUUCCUGGAUGCCUUCCAGAAAGUGGCUGACAUGGCCACCAACACCCGAGGUGCCACGAGGGACAUUGGCUCCGCGCUGACCCGCAUGUGCAUGCGGCACCGCAGCAUCGAGGCCAAGCUCCGGCAGUUCACCAACGCCCUCAUGGAGAGCCUGAUAAACCCAUUGCAGGACAGGAUUGAGGACUGGAAGAAAACUGCCAACCAGCUGGACAAGGACCACGCGAAAGAAUACAAGCGAGCCCGCCACGAGAUCAAGAAGAAAUCCUCCGACACCCUCAAGCUCCAGAAAAAGGCUCGCAAAGAGCUACUUGGGAAGGGGGACCUGCAGCCCCAGCUGGACAACGCGCUGCAGGAUGUCAAUGACAUGUACCUGCUAUUGGAGGAGACAGAGAAGCAGGCGGUGCGCAAAGCCCUCAUUGAGGAGCGGGGUCGCUUCUGCACCUUCAUCACCUUGCUGCAGCCUGUGGUGAAUGGGGAGCUCACCAUGCUGGGAGAGAUCACCCAUCUGCAGGGUAUCAUUGAGGACCUGGUGGUGCUCACCGCCGAGCCCCACAAGCUGCCCCCUGCCAGCGAGCAGGUGAUCAAGGACUUGAAGGGCUCUGACUACAGCUGGUCCUACCAGACCCCCCCAUCCUCACCCAGCAGCUCCAGCUCCCGCAAGUCCAGCAUGUGCAGCGUUAGCAGUGCUAAGGGUGGCGUGGCAUGGCCCGGUGGGGCUCAGACCUGCUCACCCAGUUCCACCUAUCGCUACCGCAGCCUGGCGCAGCCGCCCACAGCCACCACCCGCCUCUCCAGCGUCUCCUCCCACGACUCUGGCUUCAUCUCCCAGGAUGCUGCUUACUCCAAACCACCUUCCCCCAUGCCCUCAGACAUCACCAGCCAGAAGUCCUCCAGUUCAGCAUCCUCAGAGGCCUCUGAAACCUGCCAGUCAGUCAGCGAGUGCAGCUCUCCCACCUCGGACUGGUCCAAGGCUAGCCCCUAUGACCAGCCGGUGGUCCCAACGCUACAGCGGCGCAAGGACCGCGUGGAGCACCUGCGGGAAGCCGAGAUGGGCUUACCCACCAGUGGGUACCCUGGCGUUGUUAGUGAGGAUGCUCCCAGACCCCGGAUGUCCCCAGCUACCAUUGCUGCCAAGCAUGGGGAGGAGGUGUCCCCUGCUGCAAGUGACCUGGCCAUGGUCUUGACACGGGGGUUGAGCCUGGAGCACCAGAAGAGCAGCCGGGACUCGCUGCAGUACUCCAGUGGCUACAGCACACAGACCACAACCCCGUCCUGCUCUGAAGACACCAUCCCUUCCCAAGGCUCUGACUACGACUGCUACUCAGUGAACGGCGAUGUGGAGUGUGAUCCCCAGAGCGACUUUGACAAAUCCUCCACCAUCCCUCGCAACAGCAACAUCGCCCAGAACUAUCGGCGGAUGAUCCAGACCAAGCGUCCUGCCUCCACUGCCGUGCCCAGCGGCACCAACCUCCCAGCCGGCACCACCCCAGGGGUGGCCACCAUCCGCCGCACACCCUCCACCAAACCCUCUGUCCGGCGUACCCUCUCCAACGCUGGCCCCAUCCCCAUUCGACCCCCUAUUGUCCCUGUGAAGACCCCCAUGGUGCCCGACUCCCCUGGCUACACCGGCCCCACACGCACGGGUGGCAGCGAAGAGUGCGUCUUCUACACCAAUGACCCCUCGCUGAACCCCCUGGAUUUUGCCAAAGCAUCACAGAGGCUGAGCCUUCCCAACACCGCCUGGGGCGGUGGGGCCAUGGAGAUCUCUGUCUACCCCGGGGCUGGCCAGCACCUCUCUGCUGAGGAAGAGGAGGACCAACAGUUGGCUGCCAACCGGCACAGCUUGGUGGAGAAGAUUGGCGAGCUGGUGGCUGGUGCACAUGCCCUGGGUGAAGGCCAGUUCCCCUUCCCCACUGCCCUCGCAGGGUCCGGCCCCAGCGAGGAGACCCCUGCACCGCCCCCAGCAGCCUCCAUGGACCCCCCGGCUGAAGACAUGCUGGUCGCCAUCCGGCGCGGGGUCCGUCUUCGCAGGACCAUCACCAACGACCGGUCAGCCCCACGGAUAUCGUGAUGAUGUGCCCACAGAGGCCGAUGGACCCCCCUGGGGCACCCGCUGUGCCUCCCGGGACACCCCCAUUGGCACCUGCUGCCCCUCCUCACCGCCCUGCUUCCUGCUCCUCUGUCUCUUCCUUCCUUCCCCUCAGCCCUUUCCUUUCUUUGCAUUUUCCUUUGCUUGUUCACUCUUGGG
This is a messenger RNA of Pezoporus flaviventris, 2504 nucleotides long. It is a transcript of the gene MTSS2, whose product is annotated as MTSS I-BAR domain containing 2. Gene Ontology annotation, molecular function: actin binding; phospholipid binding. The record is from RefSeq and is a predicted model, not a curated record. Gene Ontology annotation, biological process: plasma membrane organization; cell projection assembly. NCBI's taxonomy places the organism in Eukaryota, Metazoa, Chordata, Aves, Psittaciformes, Psittacidae. Gene Ontology annotation, cellular component: cytoplasmic side of plasma membrane; actin cytoskeleton.